This is a messenger RNA of Rhododendron vialii, 2103 nucleotides long. RefSeq lists its product as uncharacterized. The record is from RefSeq and is a predicted model, not a curated record. Lineage: Eukaryota; Viridiplantae; Streptophyta; Magnoliopsida; Ericales; Ericaceae. The transcript has 4 exons. Bases 347 to 1198 code for a protein of 283 amino acids.
CAAUAAUCAAGAAUGAGAUGAACAAUAGUUGAUUUUUGGUUUGCUAAGUUGAUGUAGGCUUAUAGGGAUAUCAAAUCUAAGCAAAGCAAUGACACAGCCUCGUUGUCCGCAUUGUGAACAACCGGAACUAACUCGCCCUUAGUUAUUUCUAACACCACAUGAAGCACCCGAACGCAACCAUUCCUAACCCUAGACUCAGUUUCGUCUCUUAAGCAGGUUGUGAUUGGCCCAAUAAACCUAUCAAAUUCGCUGUGCUUGAUUUUUUUGUAGAGUAUCAAAACCCAAAGGCCAUACAAGCAUUGGAUAGGAUGCUACUUUGUCAAAUUUGUUGGAUCGAAGAACAAGAAUGCAGGUGAUGACUCAACUACUUAUAGACGUUGAUAAAAUCUUUGAUGAAAGCCUGAAAAAAAUGGCUUUGAGAAUUUUGAGGAAAUUUAUGGAUGUUGACAAAAAAGAUCCAGAGCACGACGUUAAAUUUGUAGCAUUAAUGGAGAAAGUGCUAAAUAGAAUGGACAUUAAGACAAGAGGAGGGGCUCCUUACUGUGGAAGUUAUAUACCUCAGAGUCAGAGAUUUCGCUUCAUCAGAGUCCCCCACCAUUCCCUCGCGCUUCAAGUUAAUCUUGCAUCUGGAGCCCCAAAUAGCAGUGAAAUGGUCAAAAGUGACCUGCACUCUGGAUGGCCAAUUCACCCAAACACACCAGGUCAGACAGUUCCUUCUCAGGGCUCAAGUAUCUUACCUGCAGUGGUCUGCUCGGCAGUCUGCUCGUCAAGUCCGCCAUCAGUUGAACCAACCGAAGAUAGAGAGAGGAGAUCUACGUUGCCCAAAUUAAAUGUUGAAACCUGUAAAACCCUGAGGAUUUUCAUCAAGCCUCGUAUUGGAAAGCCUGAGGAGCCCCAGGGAGGUACAGAAAUGCCAGAAGUUAAGGGAUCAAACAAUGAUGGGAAGCCUGCAUCCUCUCAUAAUUUAGAAACUCAAGGAAGCCUCAUGCUAGUGACGAAUGCAACUGUCCUUAAUCUCCUUGCUUCUUCCACCUCUUCUGAGUUACAAGAAGAGUCACUUGUUCAACGCGGCACCACAUCUGAUGUGGCAGCGUGUGCUCUGAAGAAAUCCAAAGCCUCAGAUUUUCCACAAGAGGGUGCUGAAGGACAAACUGCUGGUGCUUUAGAAAACGUGGAAACUCACCCUGCUGUGGAAUAACGUUCAGAUGCAAUUGGUGAUUUACCACAAGGUUUCAAUAAAGAAGUGAUUGAAGCUGAGAAGGAUGACUUGGACACCAGGAUGAAGAGCCAAAGGUAGGUGGCACAAAUCAGAUCGAGUUGCAGAAUGGGAGCAAUUAUUUUUUGGAGGAUAUAGGUUAUAGGCAAAAUGAAUCGAAGCGGAUCUUUGAUGAUGAGACCAAAGAAGUUGCUGCUGAGCACAACAUCCAGCAGUUGGCCUUGGAAUCAGGAAGUGAGUGAGAAGAGAGAGAAUUGGUUCCCGACACCGCAGAUGUUGAAAGUGGGGGUAAUAUGUCUGGCCUAAUGGAGAGCCAAGAAAUUGGAGAAAACCGGAAUGAGCCUUCUGUGAGUUCACCUCCUGAGGUUGCUGAUGAGGAAGGUCUAGUUUCUGCUACCAUGGACUCUGGAGAGACUGGUUCUCCCCCUGUUUUGAUGGAUGAAGCUGAUAUGACGGAAGCAAACACUGAGGAGGGUGCAGCAGACGAUUCCAAUGAAGGUAACAACUUGGUUGCGAUGGAAGUGGAUCAGAACCUUGAAGCUGUACCUCUUCUAGAUCCUACUGGUGAGAGAAUUUCAACAGGUACUGGUGCAGAAGGUCGUGUCCCGAAACAAGGUAGUCCCCCAAGUGUCGCAGCAGAAACUCAAGAAGCAAACCAGGCAUCCCCAGUAGGUAAGAGCUCUGGUGGACAUCAGUUUUGAAGUAUCAAGAGGUCUUGGAGUGGAAAAAAGAAACAGGGCGAAGGAAAGGAUUUUUUUAGAAGUUUUCAUUUCUUUUUUUGCCUAUAAAAUGUACUUGGGAAUAUUGACAACUGCCUUGAAGUGAACUCUUUGAGCUCCCAAACCAAGUUGGGAAACAAAGGCAUCUAUAGUGAAGUUUAAACUUAC